Messenger RNA from Sarcophilus harrisii (Tasmanian devil), 2757 nucleotides. It is a transcript of the gene TMEM101, whose product is annotated as transmembrane protein 101. The transcript is spliced from 4 exons. Gene Ontology annotation, biological process: positive regulation of canonical NF-kappaB signal transduction. The record is from RefSeq and is a predicted model, not a curated record. NCBI's taxonomy places the organism in Eukaryota, Metazoa, Chordata, Mammalia, Dasyuromorphia, Dasyuridae. The coding region runs from base 898 to 1737 and encodes 279 amino acids.
AUCUAGUUCUGCUUAUUUGCAUUAUGCUUCUCUAGUCUUCAUAGCUAUCCUUUUUUAUGGAGCAGCAAAAUUCCAUUACAUUCAUGUGUCAUGCUUUGUUUACCUGUUCUUCAAUUGAUGGACACCUAACUUAUUUCCACUUAUUUGUGCAAAAAUUUUUGAUGUAUAUUCAAAUCUUUGAUCUUCUUGAGAUAUGUGCCUAGUAGUGGCAUAUGGAUAUAUCAAAGGGCAUACAAUUUGGUCAAUUCUUAACAUAUUUCAAAGUACUUUACUGAAAGGUUGGGCUAGGUCACAGAUGCAUUAACAAUUUAGGCUUCUUUUUCCACAAUUAAGAAUUAUAAGUGAUAAAAGAAAGGAUCUGAAGGAGGUGGAAGAAUCCUGCCCCAACCUUGGGUGAGAACAGGGCCCCAAAGAGGGGACCAAUCUUUUCAGAGCAUAAAAACAGGAUUCGGUAAGGCAAGAUGAACGAAGCGAAUAAAUGAAUGAAAAGGGUCACUUUUAGCUCUGCUAGUGUAGCUUACCCACGGGGACUUUACUGUUGCCCAGUAGGAGUCAGUGUAUGUGGAAGGGACCUUGGAGGUCGCGUUUAUUAGAUAAGGACUUCAGAGAAUUUGCCCACCUGUCUGUAUGCUUACUAAAUUUUCAAAAGUGCUGGAAGAGAAGGAAAUUUGAGCCCAGAAUCUUGGUAGUUUGACUUUGAAAGGACCAUAAGCGGUCCUGUUCUCCCAAACUCCUAAUUUUACAGAUGGGGAAACUGAGGCUCAGAGAAAUGCGAGACAUCCCUCCUUCCAAUGUGCAAUGCUGAAUAUAUUUGCAUUCUCGAAUCUGGAUUUAAAAUGGUCGAAAUAAGCAGUAAACAGCUGCUCAGGCCAAACACGCGAAAACUGGCAGCGUGGGAUGAACCGGACGCCGAGCUGCGCUUUGUCUCCGCAGACGGAUGUCCUAGACGCACCUCCCCUCACCAGCCGGAACCACGUGUUGCCCGGUGUAGGUCGGGACUGGGCUCAGUUUCCGGUCGGAAGAGAGAAGCCGGCGGUCCCGGAAGCCUGCGUUCCCGUUCCCCCAUCACCCUUUCCCGCCCGCCCCCGCUGCUCGCUCCGGAGCGAGAUCGAGGUCGAGCCUGGGUGCCGUCUGUCCUUCCCCAAGAUGGCGGCAGGUCCGGGCCGGCGGCGGCGGCUGCUGCAGCUACUUAUGCAGUUCGGUUCGGUGCUGCUGACGCGGUGUCCCUUCUGGGGCUGCUUCUGCCAGCUCAUGCUGUACGCCGAGCGGGCCGACGCGCGCCGGAAGCCGGACAUCCCAGUGCCCUACCUGUACUUUGACAUGGGGGCCGCUGUGCUCUGUGCCAGCUUCAUGUCAUUUGGGGUGAAACGCCGGUGGUUCGCGCUGGGAGCUGCCCUCCAGCUGGCUGUCAGCACCUACGCAGCCUAUAUAGGAGGCUAUGUGCACUAUGGAGACUGGCUGAAGGUUCGAAUGUAUUCCAGAAUCAUUGCCAUCAUUGGUGGUUUUCUGGUGUUGGCUAGUGGAGCCGGUGAACUCUAUCGUCAGAAACCACGAAGCCGAUCUUUGCAGUCUACGGGCCAAGUGUUCUUGGGCAUCUACCUCAUCUGUGUGGAACUCCUCUGUGGCCUUGCAGAAGGUGGCGAGUCUCUGGCAAUAAGAUUCAUCCUCUCCUUUACAGAACGAAUUUCUUUAUACUCAGCUAGGCAGGUCUUUGGCCAUCCAUCCCCAGGCCUGUAAAAGCCCCCUUUCUGAGAUAUUUCUGUGAUUUUCCAAACUUUUGCUUUUUAAAUGUAUUUUAUUUUUUCCCCAAUUACUUGUAAAAAUAAGAUGGAUCAAAGGAGAUAGACUCUGAAGGUAAAGGUAGCUGUUAAGUGUCUGAAUCAAUAGCUCAAUAUCUGCUAUUUAGUUAGUACUUAUUAAAUGCUUGUUGAUUGAUAGGAUUGUAGUCUAGAAGGGUGUUAAUAGUGAUUCAGUUAACAGUGAUUCAGUAUAAGCACUUGGGAGAAAACCCAGCAGUUACAGAGUCCCCAUUAAGGGUGAUUGUUAAUAAGGUUGUGUUUUAGAGACAUCAAGAAGGAUGAAGACUUAGAUAUUAUCUAAUCUGGCAAUUAGAAGAUUGUUACUGACCCUAAGCAAACGGUUUUGGAAAAAGCAGGGAAGAAAGAAUCCCAAUUGCAAGGAGUUGAAUGGGCUGUGGGGAAGUGAAAGUUUUAAAUAAGUAUAAACCUGUCUUUUUUGAGAUUUGUUGAGGAAAAGGAGGAGAGAUAUGAGUUAGUUAUUGAAGGGAGUAUCUGAGUGAAGUUUGUUAGAAGAGAGAAGACUUUCCCCAGAAGAGCAGGAGUGUGGAGAGAAGGAUUGAGUAUGCAGAAAGAUCAGCUAGAUUUAUCAAAGUUUGGCGGGGUGAGAAGGGGAGGGAAUAGAAUUAAAAGACUUUGGAAUGAGGAUGGCUAGUACACAAAAAACUGCAGAAUGAAGUGGGAGUGAGGAAUUGAUGGCAUUGGGUAUAAAAUACUCUUGUUUUAGAAGUUUAUCAGUGGGAGCAAGGAUAGAGGUGAGGGGUGUGAGGUGGUAGUUAGAGGAGUCGGCACAAUCUAAGAAUAAAGACAGUUACUGGAAGGCAUGAGCUGGGUGAAUCAGUGAAUCUCUAAAGGGGUGAUCAUUUAAUUAAACGAUUGAAUUUAGUUGGCAUAGAGGGGAAUGUAUUCCAGUUGGGAGUAAUACUGUGUCCCAAGUACCACUGACCUCCCCCUGCCCUCG